This is a messenger RNA of Arachis duranensis, 812 nucleotides long. RefSeq names its product GATA transcription factor 16. The record is from RefSeq and is a predicted model, not a curated record. The transcript is spliced from 3 exons. NCBI's taxonomy places the organism in Eukaryota, Viridiplantae, Streptophyta, Magnoliopsida, Fabales, Fabaceae. Gene Ontology annotation, biological process: regulation of DNA-templated transcription. The coding region runs from base 131 to 532 and encodes 133 amino acids. Gene Ontology annotation, molecular function: sequence-specific DNA binding; zinc ion binding.
ACAUAGUCGGUUGUGCUUCUGUUUCUAUUCUCAUUACUACUCUCUGCUGCAGCAGCGUGCGGGUGUUAGUAGGAGUACUAGUACUCAUUUACAUUUCCAUUUUAUUUUUCUCUCUUUCGCCGAUUCGGUUAUGGUAAUGAUGGAUCUCAACAAGGAAUGGGUGUGUGAGGAAUUGAGUGAGAGCAAGAAGUGUUGUAGUGAUUGCAAGACCACCAAGACUCCGCUGUGGAGAGGAGGACCUGCUGGUCCCAAGAGUCUUUGCAACGCGUGCGGAAUAAGGUACCGGAAGAGAAGGGCUUCAGCGGUGGGAAUGCGAAAAGGACAAGAGAGGAAGAGAGAGAGAUCACAAAAUGGCGGUAGCAGCAGCUCCUCUGAUAACGAGUUGAAGGAGUCGUUGAAAGUGAAUUUGAUGGCGUUGGGUGAGGAGUUUUGGUUGCUAAAGAAGAAACAGAGGAGUAUGUGUUUGUUGGGGGAAGAGGAACAAGCCGCUGUGUGUUUAAUGGCACUCUCUUGUGGCUAUGUUUUUGCUUAAUUAAGGAGACUAUUUUUCUAUUAGCUAUAACUCCCCCAACCCUUAAUCAACUCUUAUACUUUUGGAGCAUUCUAAUUUGUAGAGUGACGUACCCUGUGUUUAUGGAAAGAAGGGUAUCUCGCAAUGUUUCUAAUGCUUGUUAUAGUUUAGUUAGGAGGGGGAGCAUCCUUCCGCCUAAAGGGUCUGGGUGUUAGUCGUUCAUUUUGUUAUGGUGAUACGUUCCGUUAGUUAUUGAUGUAAAUGUUAGAAGAAAAUGGAAAUAUACGGUAGUUAUAUUAAA